AGAAAAAGAAGGAGCGGAAAAGAAAGAAAUGAAAGAAAAGAAUGAAAAAAAAGAAAGAAAAGGAAAGAAAAGAAGAAAAGAGCAGGAAAAAAAGAGAACAGGAAAGAAAAGAAGUGAAGAAAAAAAAUGA
Messenger RNA from Racocetra persica, 130 nucleotides. Lineage: Eukaryota; Fungi; Glomeromycota; Glomeromycetes; Diversisporales; Gigasporaceae. The record is from the annotation of a GenBank genome assembly.